Messenger RNA from Ricinus communis (castor bean), 1187 nucleotides. RefSeq lists its product as uncharacterized. Gene Ontology annotation, cellular component: chloroplast membrane. The record is from RefSeq and is a predicted model, not a curated record. The transcript is spliced from 10 exons. NCBI's taxonomy places the organism in Eukaryota, Viridiplantae, Streptophyta, Magnoliopsida, Malpighiales, Euphorbiaceae. The coding region runs from base 159 to 1016 and encodes 285 amino acids.
AAGAAAAUUAAAAGAGAAAAAGAAUUUCCCGGUAAUUGGAUUCCCCGGACUUGAAUUUCGGAAUUAGACACGACGGAUAUCAUCAGAACCCUUCCAAGAACCCUAAACUCAAAUUCCGUGCUAAUUACCUUUCCAAAUAGUCGCACACAGUCAAAGCAAUGGCUUUGGCCAUCUCAAAUAUCUUGAAUUGCCCUAAACCUCAACUUGCGUUGAGGAAUUCGAAUCUCAAGCGUUCGCUUUCAGUAUUACCACCUCCCUUUGUCAGAUUUUUGAGGACAUCUCCGGAGAAUAAAAAGCUGGUUUGUGCUGCUGCAUCUGCAGCAGGAAGCUCCAGUCCAGACAGCGACCUAAACCCCUAUGAGGUCCUUGGUGUGAGCUCCAUCGAGGGGUUUGACGUGGUCAAGGCAAAAUAUACAAAAAAGCGCAAAGAAGCUGAGAUGAUAGGUGAUGAAGCAACUACUGCUCGGCUUGAGAAGGCAUAUGAUAAACUGAUGAUGUCACAAUUAACUAGUCGGAAGAAGGGUAUGGCGUAUGGCUCAUUUAAGGUUUCAAAGGACAUAAAAUAUGCUGAUAAGCAGCCAAUUGUACCAUGGGGACCAAGGUUUGCCAAGUCCAGUGUCCAAGAUAUGCGCAUCAACUUGGCAAUAUCUGCUGCAUUUGUAGCUUGGAUUCUUAUCAAAAGAAAUGCUGAUUAUAAACCUUUGCAAUUUUUGGCUUUUGCAUUUGUAUAUCGAAUCUUUGAGAAGUUAAAGUCCUUUGAACCUUCAGUAUCUCCAACUUUUACAGAAGAUGGUGAAGAUGAUGGGCGGGCACUGCGAAUGGGAAAGCGUCUACUUCGUUCUCUUGCACUAGUUUUUGGCUGUAUUGCUUUUGCGUCUCUGGCAUACACUGGUAUUUUGAAUUUGAUAGAGUUCAUUGGCAGUUAUAUACCUGUUUUCCUAUUCAAUAAUCAGGAACUGAUAGUCACAACUUCCUCAGCUGUCAUCCUCUACAUUUUGGGAUCAUAUUAUCGAUAAUAAAUUGAUUGAAGAGAUAGAGGGGCAGUUACAGUGUAGUUUUUGUGGAGGAGUGUUUUUAGUUCAAGUUUAUUCAGCUGUCAAAUAUAUUGAUUGAGAAACUCUGUAGGAAAACACACAAUAAAUAGGAAACGAAAUUUUGCUAAAAUUCAAUCUGCUUUUCGAUUGUUA